UCCACUUGAUUAGGCAUGAAAUUGUCUUAUCACUUUAUUUAUAAGCAAGUUAGGGAACUACGAUAUCAAUCUUCUGCAAGUUGCUACAGCUUACAGGUCAAAAUGGUUCGCACUCCACUGAUGAUAGUCGGCGUGAUGAUGGUGGCCUUCACCACAUCAGUACAGUGUGAAAAAAUUGACUCGCUACUCAGAGCCAAUCAGCGGGUAGUGGAGUUAUUGUCGAGGCUAAACGAGCAUGUGGCAAAUUCCCGUGCCCGAGCUUUAGUAGAUCGGCCAUUGACAGGAGGUUACAUACACAUGGUCGACAUUCAUGGAGGAAGAGGAACUCCCAUAGGUCAUAAUCAUAAACCAAGCUUGAGGUGGCUCAUAAUUAACAAACUUAAUAAAUGGCAAUAAGGUGAGGUGUGGUGGUGAAACAGGCCAUCUGUGUCAGCCAUGGUGUCAGCAUACUACUGGUGUUUUAUUGCCAUUUUAGAUUUCACGGUCCUAUAAAUCCCGGUCUUUUGAUAGGCUUGCGUGGGGAUAUAGAUCCAACACGUAGAGGCCCUCUGGAGAGUUUUAAUGCAGCGAAAUCAGUCCACGUGAUACGAGCAGCCAAUCGUAAGCGUACAUUUCAUUCGGUGAUUACUUGUUUAACAACAACUGCUACUACAAAAUUGGGUUGGGUUAGGUUAGAACUGCGAUCUUUACAGAAACCAACUGCUACUAGAAAAGUGGGUUAGGUUAGGUUCGAACUGCGACCUUCACAAAAAACAACUGCUACUAGAAAAGUGGGUUAGAUUAGGUUAUAACUGCGGCCUUUGCAGAAAUCAACAUUCAAUUUUGUUUAAAAAAUCAACUGAUACGCAAAGGGUAGGGUAGGUUGGUUAGACAUAUGCUGAUCAACAGAUUUUUCUGCUAAUCAAUUUUUGCGGAUCAGUUAAAUUGUAAUCCAAAAUAAAAUAAUUCGCUUACCCACUGAUUGCUUAACAAAAUUAGAUUAAUAGUGGAUCGCUUACUGCCGCUCAAAUAAUUAAUUUGCUAACCAAAUCAAUUUAAAGCAGCUCAGUAUGACAUUAAUUGCGAACUGGUUUAGAAACGCUUACCAAUAAGUUGCUGACCAAGUAUCAAUUUCGGCUGACCAAAUAUAUAUUUUUGUUCAUCAAAAUAGGAAUAUUCUGCAGAUCGAUUAAAUGACACCCAAAUAAAACUAUAUGACAAAAACCAAAAGUUGGGGAAUCGCAGUAGGACAACAAUAGCUGAAUUAUACAUACAUUAAUUGGUUUAUCCGAAAACACAAUUCCCCCAAUGAAGGCGCCACUGGACGGUCGAAGCAGUCUUAUAAAAGGUCAAGUUAGACGUGAUGUGAGAUUAUAUAUUUUCUAUAUAAAAUUAGCCUUUUUAUUUCCUUAAUAAAAUUAGAUUUACAAUGGUAUUGUGAUUUGAGUGCAUGCAAUUUUAUAAAUAUUUUCUAUAUAUUUAAAUGUUAAUGUUAUGUACCAAUUUCAUAUUUAUUUGGUUACCAUCGGAGAUGAGGUUUCAUUUCAUUUCAUUAAAUUUCAUUUCAUUUAUUUAUGUAUAAGUACUUGAAACAUAGGUCCAAGAAUACUCCCUUGAGGAAUCUCAAGGGAGUAUUCUUGGACCUCUAUUUAUUGUAGUAUAAAAUAUAUAAAUGAGCUGACAAAAAUCAUUAAUGUGUUAUGUUUGCUGAUGAUGCGACAUAUUAUUCUCAGAUGAACAUUUACGAUAAGACCUGGUGAAAAAGCCCCAAUGGUGAGUCGAGAGACUAUGUUAGGUUUGUGUUUUUCGUGUCAUUCUGUCAUUUUCUAUAUCGCGCCCGUGUUUAAUUUGCACUAAGCUCCUUGAUUGCAAAUUGACAAAUGACACUAAUUGCAUACAAGCCAUAUAAUUAUACACGAUGUCGUGAUAACUACACAGCAUGUUUAAUUUGUUUUUUAAUUUAAGAAGCAUGUUCGGCUCCCUGGUUAUAAAAAGAGAUUAUACUUAAGAGUGCGCGCAAUUUUUUAUGCUAUUUUACUGCACGGAGCUAUAACUUCAGAUGAUGAUGGCUCGCAAGGCACUUGUCAUGAUCGCCUUCAUGCUGAUGGUUGCCAUCACUAUAGUACAGUGUGUCGAUAACGACGACGAAGACUAUCGCAAAUACAUAAAGUAUGAUCCCGACAGUAUAAUAAUGAAACCCAGGUACCUGUCAGCGAAACAUGCUAAGCUACAUGCAAAGAAAAAGCUGGGCAUCAUAUUCCUGAAUUUCGAUUAAUAACAUCGGAAAAUAACUAAUAAGAAAAGAUAUACAUCACCACAGCAUUUCCGACUAACCGAUUAUCUCAUGUUAUAAUUCCUGCAAUAGAAAUAUUUUCAUGGA
Messenger RNA from Cydia splendana, 2359 nucleotides. RefSeq lists its product as uncharacterized. The coding region runs from base 16 to 396 and encodes 126 amino acids. NCBI's taxonomy places the organism in Eukaryota, Metazoa, Arthropoda, Insecta, Lepidoptera, Tortricidae. The transcript has 11 exons. The record is from RefSeq and is a predicted model, not a curated record.